This is a messenger RNA of Acanthosepion pharaonis, 1248 nucleotides long. NCBI's taxonomy places the organism in Eukaryota, Metazoa, Mollusca, Cephalopoda, Sepiida, Sepiidae. The record is from the annotation of a GenBank genome assembly.
AUGACACUAAGUUCAUUUUUACCUUCUCUUGGAGUUUUCUUUUCUUUCUUUCUUUCUUUCUUUCUUUCUUUCUUUCUUUCUUUCUUUCUUUCUUUCUUUCGUGCUAUUUUUCUUUCUUUCUUUCUUCCCGACAAUCUAAGGUCCACUACGUUUCUCUCACUCUCAUUUUUUAUUCCUUUCCCUUGUUUUUUCUAUCGCUCUAGCCUUUUAUACAGACUUGUACAGCAUCACCUUGGACAUAUUGAUUUAUCUACAUACAUACAUACAUCUAUCUAUCUAUCUAUCUAUCUAUCUAUCUAUCUAUCUAUCUAUCUAUCUAUCUAUGGUAGGCACGGUGGAUCCAUGGAUGUUUCAUCUAUAUGUCUCACUCAUAUCUGUCUCAGUUUAUUCAUAUACCAACAUUUUAAUAUCUAUCUAUCUAUCUAUCUCUCUAUCUAUCUAUCUAUCUAUCUAUCUAUCUAUUUUUAUCAGAAUAUUUCCAGAUCUAUCUAUCUAUCUAUCUAUCUAUCUAUCUAUCUAUUUAUGUCUAUUUUUAUCAGUGUAUUUCCAGAUCUAUCUAUCUAUCUAUCUAUCUAUCUAUCUAUCUAUCUAUCUAUCUUAGUAUGUUCAUAUCUAUCUAUCUAUCUAUCUAUCUAUCUAUCUAUCUAUCUAUCUAAUCGUCUGUUUUUAUUUGAAUAUUUCCACAUCUAUCUAUCUAUCUAUCUAUCUAUCUAUCUAUCUAUCUAUCUAUCUAUCUAUUUCCGUUUUUAUCUGAGUAUUCCACAUCUAUCUAUCUAUCUAUCUAUCUAUCUAUCUAUUUCUAUUUUUAUCAGAGUAUUUCCAGAUUUAUCUAUCUAUCUAUCUAUCUAUCUCUAUCUAUCUAUCUAUCUAUGUCUGUUAAUAUCUCAGCAUUUUCCCAUCUAUAUAUUUAUGCUUGUCUCUAUCACAUCUUUCUUUUUCAUUAAUUUUUUCUAUUCUUUUUCUUUUAUAUUUUUCAUUAUUUCUUCUUUUAUUCUCUCUUUUUUCUUUAUUUUAUCCUUUAUUCUGUAUUUUUUCUUUAUUUCUUCUUUUAUUCUCUCUUUUUCCCUUUUAUUUCUUCUUUUAUUCUCUCUUUUUCAUUUAUCUCAUUUUCUUUUUCAUGCUUUCCAUACUUUCCCCACUGUAUGUAGGUACCCUAGUCUAUUCACAUAUCUAUCUAUCUAUCUAUCUAUCUAUUUAAUCUAUCUAGCAACUCUCGGUAUAUGGCCUGACAUUUUUCUUUUCUUUUAG